Cyphellophora attinorum is the source of this 1722-nucleotide messenger RNA. RefSeq names its product putative acyl-coenzyme A synthetase. The transcript has a single exon. Gene Ontology annotation, biological process: secondary metabolic process. The record is from RefSeq and is a predicted model, not a curated record. NCBI's taxonomy places the organism in Eukaryota, Fungi, Ascomycota, Eurotiomycetes, Chaetothyriales, Cyphellophoraceae. Bases 1 to 1722 code for a protein of 573 amino acids. Gene Ontology annotation, molecular function: CoA-ligase activity.
AUGGCUCCCAAGAUCUACUACGCUCCCCGGUACUACCAGUACCCCAACCUCGACCUGCUCACACUUCUCUUCGACUCACCACACGCCCUCUCCGUCCCCACCAGCAAACUACACAUAGACGCCGCCAACCCAUCCACCAACUACCUCACCAAACGUCACUGCCACGCCCUACUCGAAUCCUUAGCCCACACCCUCCGCCACCACUUCCAAAUCGGCGCCUCCGGUCCCAACAAGGACGUCAUCGUCGCUUGUUCCGCCCUCCAGAUCUUGUUGCCGAUCGCCUUCUAUGGGACCAUCGCUGCCGGCGGCAUAUUCUCGACCGCGAGCCACAGCUUUACUGCGGAGGAAUUGGCGAGGCAGGUAAGUCAGGGUGAUGGGAAGGUGGUGAUUGUGUCGGAGGAGUUGCGGGAGACGGGAAUCGAGGCGGCGAGGAUUGUUGGGUGGGAUGACGCCAGAAUCGAGGAGCGCGUGUUGGUGUUGGAGAGCGAGCCGGGGAAGUGGGGCCUAAGAACGGCGGUGGAGGGAAAGGUCGUUUGGGCGCCAAAUGCGGAUGAGGAUGUUGCGGAGAAGGAGAAGAAGAGGCUGACUUGGACGAGGAUCACAGAUGCGGAUGAGUUGGGCGAUAGUAUAAUUAGCUUGCUGUACUCGAGCGGGACGACGGGCCAGCCAAAGGCGGUAAUGCUAAGCCAUAGGAUGAUGGUGAGCCAGGUGUAUAUUUCAAGCCAAGUGGCGAGGGAGUGGGCAUUACCCCGGGUGUUGACGGGUGAGCUGGUUCCGAGUCCGCAGCGAACAUUGGCACAUUUGCCUGCAGCACACAUUGCCGGCGUGGCAGGAUAUUUUGUCGGCCCGGUGUACUCAGGUAUGGAGUGCUACUGGAUGCGGAAAUACACCUGGAAGAAGUUUCUGGAGUACAACAAGCAGCACAAGAUCACUGCCUUCUUCACAGUGCCCGCGAUCUGGGCACGAAUAGCGAAGAGCCCCGACGUGGCCGAUCAUUUCGCGAGUCUGGAGGGCGGUCUGGGAGGCGCAGCACCGCUCGAUGCGAAUUUGCAGAACGCCGCUGGCAAGCGUGCGAACAUCCAGCUGGGAGGCACAUACGGCAUGUCCGAGACAACAGGCUCAGUCUUGACCCUACCAAGGGGCAUGGAGGACACUACAGGCUCAGUCGGCAUCCCUCACCCCAACUGCAUAUUUCGACUGAUAGACGAUGAUGGCAACGACGUCGCCGAGGGCGAGCCAGGCGAGCUGCUAGUGCAGACGCCAACCAUGACCAAAGGCUACUACAAGAACCCAGAAGCUACCAAAGGCGCAUUCAUCGAUGGUUGGUAUUGCACAGGCGACAUCCUGCAGCAACGUGGCGAGCGCGGACUAUGGUACGUGACGGAUCGCAAGAAGGAAUUGAUCAAGUACAAAGGUAUCCAAGUCGCGCCAGCCGAGAUCGAGGGUUUGUUGCUUUCGCAUCCACUGAUAGAAGAUGCGGCUGUUAUCGGUGUCGAGGGCGAGGGCACAGAGGUACCCAGGGCGUAUGUUGUGGCGGAUAAGAACAAGAUCUCCGAGCAGGAAAUCAAGGGGUUGGUUGCGGAGAAGUUGGCAGCGUACAAGCAGCUGAGAGGAGGUGUGGUGUAUAUCGACGAGAUACCCAGGAGUGCCGUGGGAAAGAUCUUGAGGAGGGAAUUGAGGGAUCUUGCUGCGAAGAGCAGUCAACCUAGGGCGAAGCUAUGA